AUGGCUCAGCUCACCAACGGAUGUAUGGCCUGCUUUACAGACCACUAUUUUAGACGACCUGUGAAGAAAAUAGUAUUGCUUGUAAGUUGAUAAAUAUUGAAAAGAAUAAUGUAAAGUAUAUAGUAAAGUUUUUGUUUGCUUAUUAAAGAAAAUAUUUCAAAGGACCACAGAGGAUCCUCGAAAAUCAUUGGUGUUUUGUUUCAAAAAUUAGAAAAGUUCGAUUUUAAUUUUUUUUGCAAAAAAACGUCAAACAAUUGGUCUCCAAUUCAAUUUCCCAAUUCGGGAUCAACCUGCUUUAAAUCCCUUCUUCCAUACCACACUCACAUUUUAACCUUCGUUUUCCAGGCCGUUGCGACACGUUACAAAAACAUGAUUCGGGAAAAGUGCAAGACAUUAUGUUUUUCGUGGCCAAGUCUCUGUUUAUUGCGUUACCAUCGUUCCAAAAGCAUAUUCCUUGAUUUCGCUCAAAACGUGGACCAGCUUAAAAUUUUUUUUAUUUAAUAAACCCAAGGAACUUCAACUUAGACUUAAGAGGAAAUGGGAACAUUAAAUGGUUACAACAAUUAGUAUCAAUACUGAAAGGUAAGACACUCAUUAACUUCGAGUUUCCAUGCUCCUCUGCCUUUAUUUUUAGGUUGAAUCAAAAGACGCGGGACACGUUGAUUUAAAAAUAUUUUAAUUUUCAGACUUCCCUGAUGCCACUAUCGAACUCAACUGUAGACCUGAAUUUACAGAAUGGAAAGCAUUGGCAGGAAUGUUAAGAUACCAACGAAUUACUCCAACUGUGUGGUACUGUAGACAAAUAUACUUGUUUAGUUAUUGUAAGAUUGACAAGUUUGUGUAUGAUCCUAAUUGGGCUGAAGAUAAGUACAAUUUCUGUAAGUGUUACCAUAACAAGUCAAAAGUAAAGCCGAGAUUCAAAAGGGCGGAGGGGAUUGGAGAGGCUCCACCCCGUGUUUACAGAGAAUACAUCUUUUAAGAUCAUAGUUAAGAUAAAAUCCAUUAUAUUACAUUCUUGCAGAUUCGAAAGCAUUGGCUGAUAUUCAGAUGAAAUGCCUUUCUUGUCCAAUAGACGUCCUACUCUCGUUUGUACAACAUAAUCAUCAACAUGAAACCGUCGAGGAACUUGAGGUUCCGUGGCUCCUUUAUGAAGAUAGAAUUCAAGAAUUUUCAUUGUUUUGUGCCAACUACAAUAACUCUUUUCCGAAACUGGAAAAGUUUGUUGUUUCCGAACAUUACCGCCAUAAGAAGCUUUUAUUUAAAAAAAAGUCGGCCAAGGCUUAG
Messenger RNA from Bursaphelenchus okinawaensis, 1284 nucleotides. Lineage: Eukaryota; Metazoa; Nematoda; Chromadorea; Rhabditida; Aphelenchoididae. The record is from the annotation of a GenBank genome assembly.